AUGGCCACCCACGACCUGACUCAGCUCCAGGAGAAAUGGUCUGCUUUUUACAAGGACGAGCUGCCACGUCUGGCGAAAACUCGCGGCGACUCCCAGCCCAAGUGGCCCGUCGUGUUGGAUCACUGCUUCGCUCGUAUCAUUCUUGACAAUGCAGUAGGCGAGGACAGACCCUGGAUGGAGCGCGUCCGCGCCCCAGCUACUAAGCAUAUGUCAAGGCAACAGCUCCAGGCAGCUUUAGACCUGGGGCGGAAAAUAGCCAACGGCGAAGCCGAUCUCAACAAGCUGAACCAGCGAAGUCUCGAGCUGAGAGGCAAGAGUGGUCCGAAGAGGAAGCAUGCCGAACCGGACCGAGAUACGACUCUGAACGUUGCGAAGAAGCAGAAGAAGGGACCGAGCACUGGGGAUAUCCGGAGUCAUUUCUUCAGCGACAGUCCAAAGAUGGAAACACCCAGGACCACUUCCCCACCGCCAGAGAUUCUCCAGGCCAGGAAUACAAUUGCGGCAUUAAAAGACCUCACCGCAUUCCGGCGCUUUGCUCUCGUUCUCUUGACCUACAUUCCCAGAGGCCGAUACAGCACCUACGGGGCCAUGAGUUCGUACAUUACCGCCCACCACCACAAAUGCAGCGCACGAGCCAUAGGCAACGCCAUGCGCAACAAUCCCUUUGCGCCCACUGUGCCCUGCCAUCGGGUCCUGGCACAUGACGGACGGAUUGGUGGAUUCAACGGUGACUGGGGAGAACAAGGCAAACAUGCGGCUGAGAAGAAGCGGCUCCUGGCAGCUGAAGGUGUUACGUUCGACAGCGGUGGCAAAGUCGUAGGUGAGCCAUACAAGGACUUUCAACAUGAUGCUGAAAUUGCCACUUGGUACGACCGAUUACUAGGCAGCAGCAAAAAGUAA
Lasiodiplodia theobromae is the source of this 900-nucleotide messenger RNA. Its product is annotated as Methylated-DNA. The coding region runs from base 1 to 900 and encodes 299 amino acids. Gene Ontology annotation, molecular function: methylated-DNA-[protein]-cysteine S-methyltransferase activity. Gene Ontology annotation, biological process: DNA repair. The transcript has a single exon. The record is from RefSeq and is a predicted model, not a curated record. Lineage: Eukaryota; Fungi; Ascomycota; Dothideomycetes; Botryosphaeriales; Botryosphaeriaceae.